AUGGCAACAUACGCCCUCUACUACCAUCCAUAUCCCGCCGUGGUAUACAACCGAGCGAGCACAUAUCCAACCGCUGCGCCUUCGCAUCCUACACUCCAGCUACUCGGUUCAGAACCAGGCGUACCACGACCAACAAGGCAAGAGCAAAGCCCCGGGUGCGCUCUGUCUGAUGUCCAAUGCCAGUCCGUACCCUCGAGCCUGAAACCCCAGCCCGGCACGACCUCCACCCAAGAAGACUCAUUUUUCUUCAAGCUCCCCGCAGAGCUCAGGAAUCAAAUCUACAACGAGCUUCUUUGCCCCGACGCCGUAAACCUGAACAGCAUCACGAAGAGAGCAAACGACCUCAACGUGCGGCACUACAACCAGACCUCGACAUCGACAUCCCUCCACCCAGCUAUCCUGUCAACCUGCCGCAAGAUCCACGACGAAGCGACUGCGCUGCUCUACGCGCCUCACAUAUUUCACGCGCACCCUUCUCUCCUGACUUCGCUUCCGCAUCUUACGUCCUCUGCGAAACCCGUGCUGUACCCCAGCGUUACAAACCUCAUCUCGCGCUGGCAAAUCUGUCUGCGAUUGGACACGGACCCGCAAUUUACCGCUACACAAGCUGCGGCUGCGUUCUCUGGCGCGGAGUACCUCGAAAUCCGGGUCUGGCAAGCGCAGUUUGAAGCGUGCGACUACGCUGUUUUGAAGCUGUUCACUGCUGUCCGUGGCGUGCAAUUUGCACGUGUGGGAGGUGACGUGGAUGCGAAGCUAGCAAGGUGGCUGGAGGAGCAGAUGAUGAGACCCAAAGAAGAAGCGUGUGAGGGAGCAUGCCAGGGUGACGAAGUGUGUUUGUGGAAGGGAAUGGGAGAGAUGCUUUGUGGCAGGUGUUAUGAUAAGGUGUCCAGCUUAGGGACAGGUGUACUGCGGUUGCAGGAAAUAAGAUGA
Messenger RNA from Didymosphaeria variabile, 930 nucleotides. RefSeq lists its product as uncharacterized. NCBI's taxonomy places the organism in Eukaryota, Fungi, Ascomycota, Dothideomycetes, Pleosporales, Didymosphaeriaceae. The transcript has a single exon. The coding region runs from base 1 to 930 and encodes 309 amino acids. The record is from RefSeq and is a predicted model, not a curated record.